AUGAUAACUCCCAGAGAGUGUACAAUAAAUGAUCCUUACCUAGACACAUCAAAAAAAAAAUCACUACAUGGAAAUUUUCUUCACAUCACUGAUAUUCAUCCAGACCCUCAUUAUGUAGCAAAUUCUACCGUUAGGUCAAGAUGUCACGGAGGUCAUCCAAAAAAAAGAAAGAAAAAAUCUCAAGAACUUUCUGGAGCUUGGGGUACUUCAGCUACUAAAUGCGAUACUCCUAUGAGUUUGCUGGAUGCAACGUUUAACUGGUUAGAAACCAAUUGGAAAGAUAAAUUAGACUUUAUUAUAUGGACAGGUGACAACUCUAGGCAUGAUAACGAUGAUAACAUACCACGAAGUGCUAAAGAAGUCUUUGAACUAAAUAGAAUGAUUGCAACCAAAUUCCUCGAAACAUUUACCAAUACUAAAGGUCUACCAAGAAAAAAUAAGCCAAAAUUUAUACCUAUCGUUCCUUCAAUAGGAAAUAAUGAUAUUCAUCCAAAUAAUAUUCUUUUACCUGGACCAAAUGAUAUUCUUUCAACACUUUAUUCUAUUUGGGAGCCUUUUAUACCUGAAAGUCAACGUAAAACAUUCCUUGAAGGAGGAUACUUUUAUACCGAAGUAAUUCCUAAAAAACUUAUAGUCGUAUCAUUAAAUACGAUGUACUUUUAUAAUACCAAUACAGCAGUUAAUGGAUGUAAAUCACCUGAACAACCAGGAACAGCUGAAAUAAAUUGGUUAAGAAAUUUAUUAAGGAAAGCAAGAAAAACUGGAAUGAAAGUUUAUUUAACUGGUCAUGUUGCUCCAAGAAAAAAACAAUAUACGAGAACUUGUUAUAAAGCAUAUCAAAAACUUUCAAUAAAAUAUCAUGACCUUAUAUUAGGACAUUAUUAUGGUCAUUCAAACAUGGAUCAUUUCUUCUUUAUUGGAGCUAAGAAGAGCUUGAGCAAAUUUCGGAAUAAUUAUCCAGAAGAUUAUCCAGAAGAUUCUACAGGAGAAAAUUACGAUGAUGACAAUUUUGUAAAAACGGCUAUGAAAACGCCAUCUGCUAAAAUUGACAAAUAUUUGAAAAAACUUUAUAAUCAUUAUCGAUCAGUUCCACCACUUACUAAAGGUGUCGGUAAAGAAUAUGCUGUCAUUCAUAUAAAUCCAUCCGUAAUUCCCGUAUUUAAUCCAGCAUUAAGAAUCUUUAAAUAUAAUACGACUGAAGUUGAACAUUCAAAUUCAAAAAAGAAUAAACCACCAAAAAGUCAUGAUCCUAACGCACCUUCCCACAUAAAUACUUUCCUUACUCCAUUAGGAUACACACAAUAUUUCAUAAAUCUUACUCAUAGCAACUUAUUCCCAAAUAGUGAACCAGUAUACACAGUUGAGUAUACAACUUGGGAUGAUUAUCAUAUGAAAGAUCUUACAGUGCCAAGCUGGAUUAAUUUGGCACGAAGAGUCACAGGACGUAAAUUAAGAAAUGAGUUAUGGAAAAAAAUUGAAAAUAAUUUAAUGGUUGGUACAAGAUCGUUGAUAGAAAAUGAUGAAAAUUUAUAUCAAGAUGGUAAAUCCAAAGGGCCCCAAGAAUAUAUUUCCGAAAUUGUUUUUUAA
Dentiscutata erythropus is the source of this 1587-nucleotide messenger RNA. The record is from the annotation of a GenBank genome assembly. NCBI's taxonomy places the organism in Eukaryota, Fungi, Glomeromycota, Glomeromycetes, Diversisporales, Gigasporaceae.